Messenger RNA from Malaclemys terrapin pileata, 1745 nucleotides. Its product is annotated as claudin-8-like. Gene Ontology annotation, cellular component: plasma membrane; bicellular tight junction. Bases 130 to 798 code for a protein of 222 amino acids. Lineage: Eukaryota; Metazoa; Chordata; Testudines; Emydidae. Gene Ontology annotation, biological process: cell adhesion; bicellular tight junction assembly. The record is from RefSeq and is a predicted model, not a curated record. Gene Ontology annotation, molecular function: structural molecule activity. The transcript has a single exon.
UACAAAUUGAAACUGCUUCAAAGUCACUUUGGCACACAAGCUCUUGCUCUCGAUUUUAUCUCCCAGAAACCCUGCUUUGGAAACACGUUCCUGUGGACUAUCUUUUUGUGCACCUGUCUCAGAAGAAAUAUGGCUUGUUGGGCACUGCAAAUCACAGGCCUAAUACUUGGAGGCAUCGGCAUGAUUGGGACUUUUGCAAUCACUGCCAUGCCUCAGUGGAGAGUGUCUGCUUUCAUUGAAGGUAACAUUGUGGUGUUUGAGAACAUCUGGGAAGGACUAUGGAUGAAUUGUGUCUACCAAGUCAACAUCAAGAUGCAGUGUAAAUUCUAUGACACUGUACUAGCACUCCCACCUAUUUUAGAAGUAUCCAGAGGACUGAUGUGUUUUGCUGUGAUGCUGUCUGUUAUUGCCUUUCUGACAGCCAUUACUGGCAUGAAGUGCACUGUAUGUGUUGGGGAUAACAAGCAAGUCAGGAGUAACAUUUUUCUGGCAGCUGGGAUCAUUUUUAUCCUAACUGGGAUUCUAAUUUUGAUACCUGUGUCUUGGACUGCAAGCAACAUCAUUGGAGACUUUUAUAAUCCAGCAGUUCACGCAGGAUUGAAACGAGACCUGGGAGCUGCCCUCUACUUAGGCUGGGUGAGCUCAGCAUUUCUCAUGAUUGGAGGAGCAAUAUUUUGUAGCUUUUAUAGCUGUGCUGAUAAACCCAGAACAUGGAGGCAUUCAUCACAUUCCUGCCAUAGACCACACAAAUUUGAGCAUGUAGAAAUGAAAUCCACAACCAAGCACGCUUAUGUCUAGCUGUUUUGUGAUCUUUCUGUUUAGCAUUUUGAUUUGUACUGAUAGAUAUUAAUACCCACUUUGAAUUGUAAGUGGCUAAAGUAGGAACUGUUUGGUUCAUUUGUAAUUCACUAUUAUCUAUCUAUUGUGACAAAGUUCCUCCUCUAUCUUGGUGGGUCGUGCACUUAUUGAUGGAUUUUCUUGCCUCAGAGAUUCACCAUGUGGGUUGGGGAACAGCCCAGAGACCUUCCCCUCUGGAAGAACCCACAGUCCAGGUCAAUUGGGAGGUCUGGGGGGAAACCUGGGCCCCCCCUCUACUCCGGGUUCCAGCCCAGGGCCCUGUGGACUGCAGCGGUCUAUAGUGUAUCCUGUAACAGCUGCAUGACAGCUACAACUCCCUGGGCUACUUCCCCCUGGCCUCCUCGAAACACCUUCCUUAUUCUCACCACAGGACCUUCCUUCUGGUGUCUGAUAACGCUUGUGCUCCUUAGUCCUCCAGCAGCACACCCUCUCACUCUCAGCUCCUUGUACCUCUUGCUCCCAGUGCCUCACACUCACACCACAAACUGAAGUGAGCGCCUUUUAAAACCCAGGUGCCCUGAUUAGUCUGCCUUAAUUGAUUCUAGCAGCUUCUUAUUAAUUGGCUCCAGGUGUCCUAAUUAGCCUGCCUGCCUUAACUGGUUCUAGCAGGUUCCUGAUUACUCUAGUGCAGCCCCUUCUCUGGUCACUCAGGGAACAGAAAACUACUCAUCCAGUGACCAGUAUAUUUGCCCUCUACCAGACUCCAUGACCCCACUGGUCUCUGUCUGUCACACUAUCUAUUAUUAUUUAUCAUUCAGCUUGGAAGGACUAGUCUUUUGUCAGUAAAUGUCCAUUUCACCACACACGCAAACCAAUGAAAAGAAUAUUCCUAUCAGUAAUAAUCAAAAUUUGCAGAUAGGCAAAGAAAGAAAAAUACCACUUAAGAA